UGGCCAUGGCCAUACCACCCGUAGCCGGCACGGAAUGUGCUGUAUCUACGGACCGGUUUGUCAUAAUAUCACCGUCAUACAGUGAAUUGAAAUUUUUCGGUGUUGAUUCGAUUCCGACUGAGCGAGCGAAAUAUGCUCGCUGUUUCCGCUCGGAUGCAUAAUUAACAUAAAAGUGUUUGGUUGUACUAUUGCAGUACUUAUAAAUUUUACAAUUUGAUCAUAAAUGUAACAUUCUGAUUCUCAAUGUAAAGUCGUAAUCGUUUAGAAAUUCAGAAGUUUGUGUAUUUCAAUAAGUGGCUCUGAGGCAGCCAUUUUGUUUUUUAAUAUUUUGAAGACAAGAAAUUCGCGGAAAAACAUUAUUCUUGCAGUGUUGUUGAAAAAUUAAUGCAAAUUGUUUUGAAUGUGUUUUGUUUUGUAAGCUCUAUUUUGAUUGGUGGUACAUCUCGUUGGAAAAGCCGGAAAAGCGGUGUCAACUUUUGAAGGUUCCGAAAUCCGAAAGAUUUGUAGCAUUUUCAAAAGAUUUGUAUGGAAAAACAUUUACCACUAGCUGGAUGCUCCAUAAUAUAGAAUUAUCCAAUCUAAAAUCAUCUAAUUGAACAUAACCAGCAAGAAAAACAAUGAGAGUUAAAUAUGGCAACUAAAAUAGAGAAUGAUUUGCCUCCCUCACCAACCAAUGACGAGUCAGAUGGUGAGGAGGCUGUAGGGGACAACACAGACGAGGCUAACGACAGCGUAGCACGGAUACUCAAGCAGCUGCAGUCCAAUGGGGCACUGAUCAAGAAGCCCAAAGAGGAGUACCAUUGCUACACCUGCGAGGAGGACUUCCAGGCGCGCGGGCAGUUCCACCGACACCUGCUGCAGCACGUGUCCCUCCCGAGCAUCAUCCUCGAGAAGCUGCCCUCAGACGACGAGCUGGACCUCUCCGGGGACGAGCACUGGUCCGAUGAAGACGACCUACCGGACACGCCGGCCAAAGCGCCACAAAAAAUCGACGUCUCGCAACUACUCAAACAGAAGGGCAUACAGAUAAAAGCUCCAGUGACUCCGACCAAAACAGCUGAUUCAGCACUGAGUAAACUAAGUGGACUGGGAUUCACGAUAAAAAAGAAUGCUACCCCCAUCAAGCAGGAGAAGGCUGAUGAGAAGCCUGUCGGUAAGGACAUCAUGCAGAAACUCGGCAUGUUGGGCGGGAUCAAACUGAAGAUCAAGUCGGAUGGCGGCAAUUCUAACUUCAAAGUGGUUAAUGGGCUAAGAGAUUUCCAAACGUCAGACAAUGAAGAUGAGGAUGAGCCCAAAGACUCUGACGAGGAUCCGGACAAGGCGCAGGACGCGUCCGGCGGCGAGGGGUCAGGUGAUGAAGACGCCACACAGAAAACAAACAACAGGAAAAACUCAGAUAGUGACGACUCAAUUGACAAAAUACCUCUGGCCAACUCAAAGAGAAUACAAAUUAGCAACGCAAAGAACAACACUCACACAGAACUAGUGGAGCCUAAAGCUGAGCCGGCAGACCUGCCGAAACCAGGGCUGAUCCGAAGAGCUAUGAAGCAGACUCCCAAACGAGGCACGAAUAUACUGCCUGGGACGCAGAUCAGGCCACAGCAAGUGAGCGAGUCCCGCGCCGCGACCCCGCAGGCCCCCGCCCCAGCCCCGGCCCCCGUCGCACCCCCCGCGACCCCCGCCGCGGCUCCCGCGCCGCAAGACAUCGUUGUCAAACAAGAAGUGACUGACUCCGACCACACACAACCUUCCAAUGCCCCCCUAUUCUCGGGCCAGAUCAAAACGGAACGCUCAUCGCCACCCAUCACAGAUGUGAUAUCCACACCGCUCAUAUCCAGAGUGAAAAGCGAGUCGGAAACGGAGCCAGUCACGCCUAAUGCCGCUCAGCCGCUGUUCACUAACAACACGCCGGCCGCGCCGCUGCUCCCUAAGACGGAAAGCUCCAGCGUCACCAUCAUAGAGAUCAACGGCGAUUCCAACGACGAGGACGACGACUGCUGCGUGGUGUCGUCCACGCCCGCGCCGGAUAUCAAACCCACCAUCAUACCAAAGACGGAGAACACUCCCUACUCCACGUCGUCGUACCCCACGCUGCACUCCACGCUCACCGCCGCCGCGCCCGCCGCCGGCAGACCGCUCGCCACCACGGAGAAGCAACACAGCUUCAACUGGAACGCGCCCGACACGAAGCCGCCCAUAGACAUGCUCGAGCGCAGCGCCGACGACAUCUUCGAGAGCCUUCUCUCGUCCACGAAGAAGGAGGGGGGAUCCCUGUCGGAUACCAGUGAGUACAUCUCGCUGGACCGGCUCGGGUCGCAGCACGCGUGCGACGUGUGCAACUCGCGCUACACGACGGCGGGCGCGCUGGACGACCACAUCCGCGCCACCGGCCACUCCGCCAGCGUGGUGCUGCCCUCCGCGCCCUACGCCGGCGCGCUCGUGCCCGCCUCCUCCUCGCUGCUGACCAGCCUGCUGCCCGUCAAGCAGCUCGCCGAGCAGGUGGGCAAGCUGUCCGCCAUCGGCCCCGGCGCCAGCCCCUACGCCACGCACCAGCAGAACGUCAUGAUCAACAUCCAGGCGUACCCCGGCGCCGGCGGCAUGCCCCCCCCCGCCUACCCCUCCUCCUACCCGCAGCAGGGAUACCCCCCCGGCGGCGGCAUGUACCAGCAGCAGCAGUACCCGCCGCAGUACAUGAACCAGCAGCAGCAGCAGUACGCGCAGUACCAGCCGCCCAUGUCCAAGGCGGGCUACCCCGGCGCCGCGCCCGGCCCCUACGUGAGCGUGGCCUCGUCCUCGCCCUACUCCGCCGCGUCGCCGCUGCAGGGCAUGCAGCAGGCGGUGUACGGGCAGGCGCCCAUGAUGAGCCAGCCGCCGCAGAUGGGGAUGGUAGGUCAGAUGGGGCCCCCGAGCGCGCCCUCCCCGGGCAACCCGUACGCGCAGGCGACCAGCCCGGGCGGGGCCAUGCGCCCGCCGCCGCCGCCCGGGCCCAGCGCCAGCGGCAUCCGCAUACAGAACGUGCAGACCUUCUCCCCCGGCCAGCUGGGGGCGCCCGGGGGGCCCGCGGCCGUGGGCGCGCCACGGGGGGCGGGGCCGCGACCCCGCGCGCCCGGCGUGCGCGGCGCGCGGCCCACCAUCCGGCCCGGCAUCCAGGUGCAGGGGCAGGCGCGCGGCCCGCGCCCCGCCGCCCCGCGCGCGCCCCUCAAGCGGCCGGGCGGCGGCGCGGGCGGCCCGCAGCAGAAGCGCCGCGACAUGCUGCUGCCCGGCAAGCACGACAACGAGGACUGCCACGUCAUGGCCAUGCAGAAGCAGCGCGAGGGCAUGCCGCUCAUCCACAGCGUGCAGGGCGCCAAGGACAAGCUGAGCCUCGGCAGCCAGAUCUCCAUCACGAAGAAGUCGGUGCCGAAGCCGUCCAACGCCAUGGCGCACAUGCUGGCGUCGCGCGGCAUCAGCAUCAAGCAGAAGCCGCGCAGCCGCUCGCCGUCGCCCGAGCGGCCCGCGCCGCGCCUGCCCUCGCUGCCCGCCGGCAUGAGCAUCCGCCACGCGCCGCGCGCCAGCUCCUUCAGCAUCCCCGAGGCGGGCGGCGGCCUGCACUCGUGCAAGCUCUGCCGCAAGUCCUUCAUGAGCGCCGCGUCGCUGUCGGCGCACGCGCAGGCCGCGCACCCGCAGAGCAAGCUGCCCGUGUUCAAGUGCGACGAGUGCCCCGCCUCCUACCCCAAGUCGCUGCAGCUGCAGCACCACAAGCGCACGUUCCACAACGUGACCGGCCCCAACCGCGAGCUGGGCCUGCCCGUGGUGGACCUGUCGCAGCCCGACAACGUGCAGCGACUCAGUAAUUUAGGUAUUUACCACUAUAUUCCGCUGGCGAGCCGCGAGAACGCGGACGGCAGCUACGGCAUCCCGGUGGUGUCGGUCAGCAACAUGCACAACGGGCUGGCCACCAGCAUCCAGGCGCUGGGCGCCGACGGGCUGCUGAGCCUCGGCCCGCUCAAGCAAGCGUAGCUCUCGUGUUCCUAGGUUGUGGUUGUAGACACUCUGGUGUUGCUGAUGAUUUUGGUUUAUAUCCAGUCAAUUCGGUCUUCAAAGUCCGCCUUGACAAUUAAAUUGUAGCUUAUUAAAAUAAUUUAAGUAAAUGCUAAUGCGCCCUCUCACAGAAUGAAUGAAUAAUAAUGCAAUGUAUGAUUUCUAGUUUUAAGAAAGAGUUGUGUUGUAUUACUAAUAUAAGUAAGUCUAAAUGUGUGUGCCCAAUGUUACAGUGGCUACAUUAUUAAGCAUGAACUCAAAGACCUUGGCAGGUACUUAGUUGCGUAUUUAUGUAUUAAUUCAACAUUAUCGAAUGUUGCCAGUUUGACUGAUAGCAUUAUUAUUUCCAAUAUAUAAGCUAUAUUUUUUUGUACGAAAUUGUGAUAUUAAAUUGUAUACUAAAUGAUUUGAUUAGGUUUAAGUGCAAUAGAAAUUCAAAAUAUGAUAAAAACUGUUUAGUUUAAAAACAUGAAAAAUCUCGAAGUCUCCAUUUUGUAAUACUUUAGAAAUAAAGUAUUAAAUUACCAUAGGGAACGACUUUAUAAGAAAUUAAAACAGGUUUAAUGUUUCUUUAAUAUCAAUAGAGUUCUAAUUAUAUUUUCGCACAGAAUAAAUUAAGUAGGUAUUCAGUUAUUGUUUUUUUAUAGUUUCUAUUUUGCUCUGUAAAAUAAUGCUCUUGUAACUUUAAGAAAAGCGGUUCUAUCUAAAAUGUUAUAAGUACUAUUUAUAACGUAAGUACUAAGUAAUGUCGUAAAAAUACAUAUUUUUAAGUAGGGACCUAAUGUAAAAAGUUUAUAUAAGAAAUACAAAUACCUACAGUAAUUUGACUACUGAAUGAUCUUAUAAUUAUCUAUAAGUAAUUAAUUCUCAAUUUAGACUUACCCUAUGUUAUGAAGUAUUUACCAAAAUUGUAUUGAAAUGUGAAGGAUUCAGUGGUCGAAUUAUUUGUACUCAUAAGUAAAAGUUUAUUUCAGAAAUAUAAAGAUUUACCGUAA
This is a messenger RNA of Plutella xylostella (diamondback moth), 5015 nucleotides long. RefSeq lists its product as uncharacterized. Lineage: Eukaryota; Metazoa; Arthropoda; Insecta; Lepidoptera; Plutellidae. The record is from RefSeq and is a predicted model, not a curated record.